Fraxinus pennsylvanica is the source of this 1755-nucleotide messenger RNA. NCBI's taxonomy places the organism in Eukaryota, Viridiplantae, Streptophyta, Magnoliopsida, Lamiales, Oleaceae. The record is from the annotation of a GenBank genome assembly.
AUGGGAUGUUUUCUCAGGCCAUUGCCUGCAAUUGCCUUCACCAGCAAAUCACUGCCUAUUAGGAUUACCAAGAAGCCCUCUGGUUCCUUGUUGAAUGCUAGCGCCAUGGCUAAAGAACUGUAUUUCAACCAUGAUGGUUCCGCCACCAAAAAACUCCUGGCAGGGGUGGAUAAGGUAGCACAGCUGAUUGGUGUGACUUUGGGUCCAAAGGGAAGGAAUGUGGUGUUGCAAAACAAGUAUGGACCUCCCAAGAUUGUCAAUGAUGGUGAAACUGUUCUUAAAGAGAUUGAGCUCGAGGAUCCUCUUGAAAAUGUGGGAGUAAAAUUGGUGAGGCAAGCGGGGGCAAAAACAAAUGAUCUUGCUGGCGAUGGUUGCACUACGUCCAUAGUGCUAGCUCAGGGUCUUAUUGCUGAAGGCAUAAAGGUUACUGCUGCAGGCAUGAACCCAAUUCAGAUCUCUCGUGGGAUUGAGAAAACCGCUAAUGCUCUCAUUUCUGAACUAAAAUUAAUGUCCAAAGAGGUUGAGGAUCACGAACUUGCAGAUGUUGCUGCUGUUAGCGCAGGAAAUGACUAUGCUGUGGGGGAUAUGAUUUCCGAUGCUCUUCAACAAGUAGGAAGAAUGGGUGUUGUCACGAUUGAGAAAGGGAAUUACGUUGAAAACAGUUUACGAAUUGUUGAAGGAAUGCAGUUUGAUCGUGGAUAUUUGUCUCCUUAUUUUGUCACUGACCGUCGAAAGAUGACAGUGGAGUUUUAUGAUUGUAAAUUGCUAUUGGUUGACAAAAAAAUCUCAAAUCCAAGGGAGUUGUUUAAGAUAUUGGAGAAUGCUGCCAAAGAUAAGUACCCCAUUUUGAUAGUUGCAGAGGGCAUCGAGCAGGAAGCUCUGGCUCCGAUAAUUAGGAACAAAUUGAGGGGCGUAUUGAAGGCAGCUGCAAUUAAAGCUCCUGCAUUUGGUGAGCGUAAAAGCCACUAUUUGGAUGACAUUGCCAUCUUGACAGGAGGAACUGUUAUCCGGGAUGACAUGGGUUUGACACUUGAAAAUGUUCAGAAAGGUAUGCUUGGGUCUGCUUCUAAAGUUGUAGUAUCUAAGGAUUCUACAUUAAUAGUUACAGAUGGACGUACACAAGAAGCUGUUAAAGUAAGAGUUUCUCAGAUACAGAGGCUUGUAGAGAACACUGAGGAAAAAUUUCAAAAGAAAAUACUGAAUGAACGUAUAGCCAGAUUAUCAAGGGGAAUAGCAAUUCUUCAGGUGGGAGCACAAACACAGAUCGAGUUGAAGGAUAAACAACUAAGAGUUGAAGAUGCUCUAAAUGCAACCAAGGCAGCGAUUGAGGAAGGAAUAGUAGUUGGCGGGGGUUGUUGCCUCCUCAGGCUUUCUACUAAGGUUGAUAGUAUCAGAGAACAUUUGGACAAUGACGAGCAAAAAAUAGGAGCAGACAUUUUAAAAAGAGCCUUGGCCUAUCCUGCAAGACAGAUAGCCAAAAAUGCUGGUGUAAAUGGAAACACUGUCAUACAGAAGGUUCUGUCAUCAGACGACAUAAGGUAUGGAUACAAUGCUGCAGAAAAUAGAUACGAGGAUUUGAUGGCUGCUGGAAUACUGGAUCCGUCCAAGGUUGUUAGAUGUUGCUUGGAGCAUGCAACAUCUGUUGCCAAGACCUUUUUGACAUCUGAUGCAGUAGUUGUUGAAAUUAAGGAACCUGCUCCUAAACGUAUAAGAAAACCAAUGCCAACCUCAGGUAUUGGACCAAUUGGCAUUUAA